This is a messenger RNA of Ziziphus jujuba (common jujube), 965 nucleotides long. RefSeq lists its product as uncharacterized. The transcript has a single exon. Bases 327 to 845 code for a protein of 172 amino acids. NCBI's taxonomy places the organism in Eukaryota, Viridiplantae, Streptophyta, Magnoliopsida, Rosales, Rhamnaceae. The record is from RefSeq and is a predicted model, not a curated record.
AACACCAUGAAUUGUUCUAGAAGUAUUCGACUUAUUACAUGAUCCUGAGGUCUUGUAAACCAGAGGAACCAAUCAAGAGCAAGGCCUGGGAAAGAAAAAUUGUUAAAAUAUUCACUGUUUUAGUCAAAAAGGGAAAUUAAGGAUGAAUCCUAUUGUCCCUACAGAAAGCCACCAAAAUCAACCUCUCAAUCCCCUGUUUAUUGUGUUCAGAGUAGUCGCAGCCGUCCUAUCUGGAACUAUCCCUCCUUCCAGAAUUUAGCCUUGAAGUCUCAGACUUCCCAAAAAAUCUCAAUUAAUUUACCAACCCAAAUUCCAGAAAUCCUCAAAUGGCUCUAAAAAUUAUUCUCCUGUACCCAGAAUUUUCCCAACGCCCUCGAAUAUUCCAUUCCCUUUCUUUCCAGUCCUCGACCUUUUUCAGUAACAGAGCCAAAACCCUAGCCCAAUGCUCCAAAAAGAAGAUCAACAAUGGAGGGUUGGCUUCGGAUUUGGCCAAAGAGGUGGCGAGGAUGAACAGUGUUCUGGUGCAGAGAGAGGAAGCAAUGGAGAAGAGCAGAGAGCUGCUGUUCAGGGAGCUGUGUGAGUACCUAAACCUCAAGGCAGAGGAGGUUAAGAAGAGGUGGGGGAAGAUGGAUGACGAAGAGAAGUGGGCUUUGGCUAAAGGGUUUCUUUCAGAGUGGGGUGCGAGUUUUCAUCCACUUUCGGCAAGGUCUGUCAAAGAGUUGGUUGAAGAAUAUUUACGUAAAGAAGACCCUUCUCCAAAAUCUUCUUCUUCUUCUUCUUCUUCUUCUUCUUCUGCUCUGUUUCCUACUUUAAAGAAAAUAAUGGGAUUUUCACAAAACGAAUAGAUUCAUGGAUACUACUCAGUAAUCAGUAGCAGACAUUUAAUCUGUUUUCUUAGAUAGUUGAGCAUGUAAAUCUAAUAUUUGGCUUCAUGAGAAAUUCAAAUAAUAUUAGUUUUAUCUGAA